Molecule: messenger RNA, 1558 nt
Organism: Trematosphaeria pertusa
Lineage: Eukaryota; Fungi; Ascomycota; Dothideomycetes; Pleosporales; Trematosphaeriaceae
Exons: 2
Coding region: 245-1414 (389 amino acids)
Source: RefSeq, a predicted model, not a curated record
GCUCCUCUAGGCGGGGCAGGUGGUGGUUGGAGUGUUUACUUCCGACUUCGCUCGAGUUAUAUCUGUACGCGAACCAUGGUCAGUUUCUGAGGUGGCAUAUGGUUACGAAGAGAGAACCAAAUUCUAGCCCUCUAUUGACGUCAGGUCUUUUCUCUGCGCGGCUUCAUUUCCUCCAGCCACAUUCUACAUGAGCUUUUAGAAUUUUCUCCCCAGUGCCAACGCAUCAAUUCGCGCUUCCUCCAGCAUGUCCAAAACCGCCCUCGUCUUCGGCGCCUCCGGCGUAACAGGCUGGUCCUUCAUAAAUGAAAUCCUACACGACUACCCCAAACCCGGGAUCUGGAAGCGCGUACACGCACUCACGAACCGUCCCCUCUCCCAUUCGCAAUCACAAUGGCCAAAUGAUUCGCGCCUCAACAUCGUGUCCGGCAUCGAUUUACUGGAGGGCAGCCAAGAAGAGCUCGAAGCCACGAUUAAAGAGAAGAUUCCGGAUGUGGGCGAGGUCACUCAUGCGUAUUAUUUGGCGUAUAAGGCGGGCACGGAUAUGCAGAAGGAGUUGGAGGAGGCGGUGGCAAUGUGGAAGAGGAGUACGAUGGCAAUGGAUCAUUUGAGUGCGAAUUUGGAGUUUGUGGUGCUGCAGACGGGGGCGAAGAUGUAUGGCUGUCAUCUCCUCGAAAACUACCCGACCGAUUACCUCCACGUACCCCACAAAGAAUCGCAACCACGCCUGAAGCAACCAUACCACGACCUCCUUUUCUACCAUCCGCAACUGGACUGGGUGGCCGAAUACGCGAAAGACAAGAAGUGGAGCUGGUGCGAUACGCGACCAGAUAUCAUCAUCGGGUUCGUGCCGAACCAGAACUUCUACAGCUUGGGUACGGUUUUAGGGAUAUACCUAGCGUUGUGGAGAGACGUAAACGGAGAGGGUGCGGAAUGCCCCUUCCCAGGCACUGCGAAGAGCUGGAAAGCCCUCAGCAACGACAGCUCCUCGGACAUGAUCGCACGGCAGACCUUGCACCUCUCGCUGAACCCGGAUAAAGUGGAGAAGGGGACAGGAUACAACGUCGCAGACUCCAAGACUCCGUCUUCCUGGUCUAAGAAAUGGCCGAUCCUCUGCUCAUACUUCAACCUCGAGGGCACCGGUCCCUCCCCCAAUCCGCCCGAGGUGCGCAAGUUCAUCAAAGAACACAUAGACGUGUGGCACAAGCUGGAGAAGGAAAAGGGGUUACAAACCGGUCACGCAGACUCUCCAAUGACAUUCCCAGGGUUUGAGUACUUCCUCAUGACGCAGUUCGACUUCGACAGACAGUAUGAUAUGACAAAGACGUAUGAAACAGGAUUCACCGAAGAUAGAGAUACGCUGCAGGCUUGGGGUGGAGUGUUUGAUCGGAUGAGGAAGGCGAAGAUUAUUCCCUAGGGUGGAGGUAGAUAGCGAAUAGUGAAUCUCGUGGUCCUGGUGAACAUGGCAUCCUGCUUGUAAGCUGAUGGAGUUUUGCACUAAGUGAGAGCUUAUUUCCCAGCAUUUCAUUGCAACUCAUCGAACUGUAUUUUCUGAUUGGGC